This is a messenger RNA of Opisthocomus hoazin, 3582 nucleotides long. The record is from RefSeq and is a predicted model, not a curated record. Lineage: Eukaryota; Metazoa; Chordata; Aves; Opisthocomiformes; Opisthocomidae.
AUGAAGAAGCCGCAGAGAGAGCGAGAGGGGGCAGCUGAUUUCUCUCCCCCCCGUACUGUUCCCUGCCAGGUUUCCUGCCCUCUUCACUGGACUCCUUCGGUGCCUCUGGCAGGGACCCCUCGGCGGAGUCGUCCAGGCACAGGGGGUAAAGCCCCGGACAGCGAGCAGGCGGCGCCCGACGAGGAGGACGAGGGUCCGGACGUGAAGGCCGUGCAGGCCCACUACCUGCGCAGCCCCUCGCCCAGCCAGUAUUCAGUGAUAUCGGACACUGAUACAGAGAGCAUCUUCAUGGAGCCAAUCCAUCUGUCCUCUGCUGUCGCUGCCAAACAAAUAAUCAGUGAAGAACUGAAGACAAAGGACGCCAAGGAAGAUUCCGUGUGUCCCAGGAUGUUAGAGUCUGCGCAGCAGCUGAUGGUGGAAGACCUCUACAACCGAGUUAAAGAAAAGAUUGAUGACACCAGCUUGUUUAACACGCCAUGUGUGAUGGACUUGCAGAGGGCGCUUGUGAAGGACAGGCUGGAGACCCCCAGGGAUGCUGUGGAUGAAGUCUGGCCUAAUGUCUUCAUAGCAGAAAAAAGCGUUGCAGUGAACAAAAGCCGCUUGAAGAGACUGGGGAUCACACAUAUCUUGAACGCAGCUCAUGGUACAGGUGUAUACACAGGACCAGGUUUCUACAACGGUCUGAAUAUCCAAUACCUGGGCAUUGAAGUGGAUGAUUUUCCAGAUAUGGAUAUCUCCAAACACUUCCGCCCAGCUGCAGAAUUCCUCGAUGAAGCACUGCUGACUUACAGGGGCAAAAUCCUUGUCAACAGUGAAAUGGGAAUCAGUCGCUCAGCUGUGCUGGUGGCUGCUUACCUGAUGAUCUACCAUCAUAUGACCAUUCUGGAGGCUCUGAUGACUCUAAGAAAGAAGCGUGCCAUUUACCCCAAUGACGGUUUUCUGAAACAGCUAAGGGAGCUCAACGAGCAGUUGUUGGAGGAAAGAGAGUUGGACCAUACUGGAGAUGACGAAGUGACUCCUAGUCAAAGUCCUGUUGUCCAUGCAGGGACUUCGUCCCAGCUGUCUGGAGCUGGGGACUCAGAAAGCAUCAUGGGAGCCAAAGCCCAUUCCAUUACGGUAGAAGAAGAGGACACCAGCAGCCUGCUGAGUAGUACCCUCAUCAGUGAGGAGGAAGAGGAACAGUUGUAUGAGGAAUGGAGGAAGAAACAAGGCCUGCCUGCAAAGGAACCAGGAGUUAACCAUGGAGGAAGAACAUCUCCAAGGCUUCUGGAUCAGGAAGGGGAACAAUCUGAGGAGGAUGUGGAACAGAGGAUCCAUGACUGGCAGCGCAGAAAUGCGAAAUACCAAAUGGAGGGUCCACCCAGGGAGGAGGAUGGAGAUUCCAGCAUGGGAGGAAGACCUUACCGAUCAGGUGAAUUCAGUGAUGUUGAGAGUGUGAGCAGUUUUGAAAUCCGAACCCUAAAACAACAGCUGGAAGCCAGUAGCUUUAGCAGGAUGAGGAGAAGCCGCACAGGCUCUGUGUCUUCAGAGAGCACUUGGGAUAUGUGGAACCAGAGGCUCCUGGAGAUUGAGAAGGAAGCUGCUCAGAGGUAUCGUUCUAAGAAUAAAAUUGGUGGGGAGAGACAAUCCCCAGAAACAGGAAGAAAGGAGAGGGAUGCAGAUGAGGAGAGUGUGUUUUCAGACAGUAGCUCCUUUUACAAUUUCUGCCAAAAGAACAAAGACAAAUUGACUCCUCUAGAAAGGUGGAAGGUCAAGAGGAUCCAGUUUGGUUUUCACAAGAAGGAUUUAGAAUCAUCAUCGUCUUCUGCACCAUCUCCAGCAGAAGAUGGCAGCGAGGCUGGUGGGGAGGGGACAGGAGGGAAGAGUUUGUCAGACAUUAAUCUGACAGCUUACCAGGCUUGGAAAAUGAAGCGGCAGAAGAAGGUGGGCAGUGAAAGCACAGAGGAAUUUGUGGAGUUUGCCAAAAGUGAGGAUUCUGCUUCAGCCAAAAAGAAGCAGAGGCGUGUAGAGCUCCUUGAACGCUCAAAGAAAAUUUUAGAAGAAAGUCAGUCCAUGUGCAGCUGGGAGACAGACAGCAUGAUGAGUGGGAGUAUCCCACUGUCAGCUUUCUGGCCCUCAGUGCCUUCUGCAAGCGGUGCCGAGGAUGCAGCUUCUGCACUGAGCAUGCAGACAAAUCAUUCAUCUUUACCACAGACCAGGAGCAGCACGGGGGUGAUGCAGCCUCAGCUGCCAAAUGUACCCCUUCCCAAUCUCCCAGUUGGCCCAGGUGACACAAUAUCCAUGGCAAGCAUUCAGAACUGGAUCGCUAACGUGGUCAGUGAAACCAUUGCUCAAAAGCAAAAUGAGAUCAUGAUGCUGUCCCGUCCAUCAUCUGCAAUGGCCUCCAGCGUAAUGUCAGGAGACCUUGGCAGGCGUGUAGAUGAUGAUAAGGUUUCUCUUCUCAGUGCUCAGAGUGGCUCAUCUCUUGCUGCCUCCCAGCUUCGCCAGCAGGACACGCACAGAGCUGGGUCUCAGUCUGUCCUGUCUUGCAAUACCUCAGUGAGCACAAGGACAGAAGGCACUAGUUCAAACAUGAAGACAACACAGACAAGCAAGCCACUGUACAGCCUCUUUGCUGAUGAUGUUGACCUAAAGAAACUCAGGAGGAAAGAGAAGGAGAUGCAAAUGGAAAUGAGAGAGAAAAUGUCAGAUUAUCAAAUUGAAAAGGUGAUCAGAGACAAUAAACGCAGCACUUUAUUUAAAAAAAAGAUGACCAAAGCAGAGGAAAAUGAAAUAGAAGAUGACAGAGAGAGUAUAACAAACAGCCACAGGAGCCCCUUGCAAGCAGAUCUUGACAGAACUGAUACAGUCUUUGAUCUGCCCCAUCAACCUGCAAGCACAGGUGCACCAAAGUCAGAGAUAGAGACUGACAUCACCAAGUGGCUCAGUGGCCUGAAAGCAGAAAGAGAACCACCAUCAUAUUAUGAUCAGAGUGAGAAGGCUAGAGAGAAAUAUAGCAGAUCAUCCAAAGUGAGAGAGACGGAUUCUGAAACAUCCAGUUACAGCUUCUCCAGAUCCCAAAGGGAAGAGCUAGACAGCUGUUCUUCCUACGAGUCAAAAGGAGAUUCACUGAGAACCAUGUCAAGAUUUUCCUCUGCUUCUGCGAAAGAGGACAAAAAGAUGUAUAAGUUCACAAGGUCAAGGGUCAGUGAGACAACAAGUUCCAGAGAAAAGAGCCCAGAGCUGCAUUUUUUCAGCCGAACACCUGAACCAUCCUCUUUCUCUGAAUCUCCUGAACCAUCUACACAGAGUCGAGUUAGAUCUCAUCGUGUGGAGGCGUGUGAAGAGGAGGCCAGGUCAGACACAUCAGAAUUUGGAGCUAAGCGAAAGUUCACCCAGAGCUUUUCAAAGUCUGAAGAGGAUGGAAAGAAGGAGGCAAAAGUGGAACAAAGUGAAGAAAGAUUUGCAUCUAGACAGUUCUCUCAGUACAGGCGAAGCGUUCGUAAAGAGGAAGAAGAGAUGGAUGAUGAUGCCAUUAUCGCUGCUUGGAGAAGCCGACUAGAAGAAACUACGGCAAAGCUCCGGCGGAGAAGGGAAGAGUGA